Messenger RNA from Alternaria rosae, 828 nucleotides. RefSeq lists its product as uncharacterized. The coding region runs from base 458 to 790 and encodes 110 amino acids. The transcript has a single exon. Lineage: Eukaryota; Fungi; Ascomycota; Dothideomycetes; Pleosporales; Pleosporaceae. The record is from RefSeq and is a predicted model, not a curated record.
UCGGAAGAGGUAAUGUACGAAAAUGUGGCCUGUGCACACGUAAGAUAACGGCAACGGAGGAUGAAGGGAUGUUUGGUAAGGCAGUGUCCAGGUGGAGUCUAUUGUUUUGGAAUGAGGCUAUGCGUUUAUUGAUUAAGGGCUACUGCCUACUGCUCUGGUUCUGCUCUUCACUCUCGUUCACUCUUAUUCACUCACUCACUCCCAAACGAACCAAGGUCACACUGGACGGCACUUCAUCUUUUCUUCGUCGGCGUCUUCAGGGACACAUACACGACCAUACAAAGGCACUCUUCGUCCUCACUCUGUCAACUUUACUGCAUCCAACUGGUUUCUCUACCAUUGUUAUACACGUCCCAGACCUCGUCUAGCGUGGCAAGAGUCGAACCGCUACCCAGCAUCCACCGCAGAGGCACUCUCAUCGAAAUUCCAAGAAACCACGUCCAGAGUCAUCCAAGUCAUGGCUUUCUCAUUCACAGCUGCAAUCGUCCUCUUCACGAUCCUUAAUACCACAACCGCCUCUCCCCUCACGAAGCGCGACGCCGGCUACGCGAUCCCCGAGGGCGCCAUCAUCGUCCUCAUCUUGGCCGGCGCGGGGUUGCUCGUCUGCAUGGGUUACGCUAUACAUAAGACCUUUGGAUUCCGAAAAAAUCCCAAUGAGUUCAGACAUAUCAGCGCGGAACAACAAGAGUACAUGGCCGAGGUGCGGGUCAGGAAUAUGCAAGGACUGAUGGUGGAGGGUGCGAGGAGUCAUAGGGGUGGUCCCAGGAGGGGGGAGGUGGUUUAUGAUUAGAUGACGGGUCAGAGAAUUGGAGGCAGGUUGGUGUGAAG